GUUGCUAACAUAGAUCGAGUUGCAUUCUGGGAUAUCAAUGGCCGUCACUUCAUAGAAGCACAAGAUGUGAGGACGAACCUUUCCUUCGAUUCUUUAUGAAUUUAGCGUUUCUAAUGUUGUUUAGAGGGGAGCGAGCUCUUAAGACGUAUAACAAGUAUUGAACUAUAACCAUGGGUCAGAAUAUGGAUGAAACACCACCAAAUAAAAGUAGACAUGGUCCGACAAGGAUGGAGGCAGUGCAAAGAAUCGAGAGAAACUGGUGCUCCUACAGGGAUAAACAGAUGUUCAAGCUCCUCAAAUAUGCAAUUUGUGCCGCUGAGCACUCUCUUACCUUUGAAGUCCUCCGUAAGGUGUCUCCACUUGAGGCAGAUCUUCUCAGGGACCCUGCAGUCAAUGCUAGAGUCAGAUUCAGAUUUGGAGGCAUCGAAUUCCCACCAAUCAUCAUGUUCAAGAUUUAUAUUAAUAGCAGUGGACAGGGUUUGAAAUACAUGAGUGGUAAAAAGACAAUAAAAGCCUCCUCACAGGCAGCCUCUGAUUCACUCAGAUUAAUGGGGAAUAGGAAAUUCUAUGAUCAACUGACUGCUGACCUUUGUCAGCAUGAGAAAGACAAGAUUACGGAUGAAAUUGAUGUCACAACAAUGAAGGAUUAUAUGAAGUAUCUAAGCCACCUGGAUGAAGCCCCACCAGAUGCAGGUGGAAAGUCAAAUCUCUGGAGAAGGCUAACUCUAGAUGCAAUUCCAAGGAAGAACAUAGUACAUGACAUCUUCAGCUAUGUUAUAUCUGGACUAGCAUCGCCCCGCCUGAUAGAGGAGUGUCAAGACUUGUUAUCCGGUAGACCAGCUACACAAGCCAUCCAGGUGGCUAGGAUAGAGGCAAUACCACAGUACCACAAAAAUGCAAAACCAAACUCAUCUGGGCAAAACACUGGUCGUCGGAGUCGGAAAGCAAAACAACGAGUGGAAAAAAUGAGAAGAUUAUAUGGGUUCAGCAGUCCAAAACCGGGUGAAGAUCUAUUAGCUCCCAGGAGCACCCCGGAUCUACGGGCAGGGGAAGACUUGUUCGAUGAAGAGGACUGGGAGCAGGAAGGAGACAAGCUUUAUGAAUGGGCACAGAACCUCUCCAUGGAGGAACUCAUGACCCCUUGAUGGGUCCGUGCCUACUUAAAAUUACAUUAUGAUUUUAAUGAUAGGAUUUCUGUAUAAAAUUCAAAUUGAAGCUUUUUUACAGUAAAAAAAGGAAAAAAAAUCCUUCUAAGCAAAUUUUAGUCGGCUAUUUAAAAAAACAACAGAAAGUACACGUCUGAUGUAUUAUAAAGCCAAUGGAUGUCAGUGCUUUUACGAGAAGGAAUGCACAAAAAGACGAUAGUUUUUUAUUUUUUUUAAAGAUAUAUAAAUUGAUAGUUAACAAGUGCAAUAGCAAUGACCUGGGUAAAGCCUAGGUGUGCGUUGCUAGGCGUGGUUAGUGGGGAUGUGGGGGGAGGGUCACUCUUGCAAGUAACAUGGCAAACGUCUUGCAGGGAAUAUACAGCUUUUGUGAUACCAGCGGUCGCUGUUAUGUAAGCACAAUCCCAAGACACAUGAAACUAUUUGUAAAUAAAGAUAAUUUUGUGGUCAAA
Molecule: messenger RNA, 1615 nt
Organism: Nematostella vectensis (starlet sea anemone)
Lineage: Eukaryota; Metazoa; Cnidaria; Anthozoa; Actiniaria; Edwardsiidae
Exons: 8
Coding region: 171-1145 (324 amino acids)
Source: RefSeq, a predicted model, not a curated record